ACAGCCAAAUAUUGCUCUAGAAGUCAUACAUGUGGUCAGUUACGCAAAGAAGAUGCAGGACAGGAAGUAAAAUUAUACGGAUGGGUUCGCCAUAUUAGGCGAUUUGUCAAUGGUCCAUUCUUUUUAACUUUGCAUGACGCUUAUGGCAGCACUCAGCUCUUCGUCAAGAAAACUUCCCCAGUUUACAAUAUACUUGAAAAACUGUCGGUGGAGAGUGUGAUUGGUAUCACUGGAACUGUCAAUGCAAGACCUGAAAAUAUGAUUAAUAAGGAUAUGCCUACCGGAGAAAUUGAAGUAGUUGUUGACAACGUAAAUAUUGUCAACCAAGCUGAAGAACUACCAAUUCAAGUAUCCGAUAAAGGAUACAAGGCAAAGGAUGAGCUUAAAUUACAGUAUAGAUACGUCGACUUACGGUCUUCGAAUUUGCAACAGAAUUUGAGAUUAAGGUCCAAUAUCGUCAUGGCAAUGCGAAAAUUUCUAAUUGAUCGAGCAGGUUUUGCUGAAGUUGAAACUCCGACAUUGUUUAAAAGGACACCAGAAGGUGCUAGAGAAUUUUUAGUUCCUACCAGGCAGCCUGAAUUAUUCUAUACUUUAGUUCAAAGCCCGCAACAGUUCAAACAACUUCUCAUGGUUGGGGGAUUAGAUCGAUAUUUUCAGUUCGCAAGGUGUUACCGUGAUGAGGAUUCUAGAGCUGAUAGACAGCCAGAAUUUACUCAGCUUGACUUGGAGAUGUCAUUCGUUAAUCAGUAUGACAUUCAAAGUCUUAUUGAAGAUAUGAUUCACGAUAUUUGGCCCAUUACUGGACAUAAGCUCUCGACACCAAUUCCAUUUCCUAGAAUGUCGUUUGCCGAUGCAGUUACAAAGUAUGGCUCCGAUAAGCCGGACGUAAGAUUUGAUAUGAAGAUCCACGAUAUUACCGAAGCAGUUGGUUAUUUAUUUGAUGUUGACUCUAGUAGUAAGGCAACUGUUAAAGCGUCGAUGAUAGUUAUACCUGGUGGUGAGAACAAGGAGUUAAACCAAAUUCAUGAUUUCGUUGACAAAAAUGACACAGGGAAAAUUACUAUGUUGCGUAUACGGGAAGAUGGUAGUUGGAAAGGUAAUAUCUCAUCUGAUUUCCAACUCAAGUUGAAGUCCCAGUUACAAAAUGAAAAAGCAAUCAAACCUGGAGAUUUGGUUAUUUUAUCUGCUGGAGUAAACUAUAAACCUAAUCUUUUGUUAGGUAAGCUGCGUUUGUUUUGUGCUGAUUUAUUGGAAGCAAAAGGCAUCCAACUCCGGGAUCCCAACGAAUUUAAAUUUUUAUGGGUUGAAGAUUUUCCACUUUUUACACUUAAUGAUGAAUCAGACUCUAUGAUUGAAUCCACACAUCACCCCUUUACCGCACCAGUAGCAGAGGACGUCAAUAUUCUGUUUACCGAUCCCUUAAAGGUUAGUUCUGCUAUUUACCUAUGCACUCAUAAUGUAAUUUUAAUAGCCAGUCUAUCAGUACUGGGACAACAUUAUGAUCUCGUGCUUAAUGGUAAUGAAGUUGGCGGAGGAUCUAUUCGAGUUCACGAUUUCAAUCUGCAAACUCAAAUUUUUGAAAAGAUAUUAAAGGUCAAUGCCUCUCAAUUUAAACACCUGUUAAAGGGCCUUAAAUCCGGAUGUCCACCCCAUGGAGGAAUAGCAUUAGGGUUUGAUCGUUUUAUGGCUGUUCUGUGCAACUCAAGCAGUCUACGGGAUGUAAUUGCGUUUCCUAAAUCUGCAUCUGGUAAAGAUUUAUUGACUGAGGCUCCAUCUACUGUUAGCAAUGAAUAUCUCUCAGAAUAUCAUAUCCGUAGUCUUUCGCUAAAAACAGACUAA
Trichoplax adhaerens is the source of this 1839-nucleotide messenger RNA. RefSeq lists its product as uncharacterized. The annotation marks the transcript as partial. Gene Ontology annotation, cellular component: cytoplasm; mitochondrion. Gene Ontology annotation, biological process: aspartyl-tRNA aminoacylation. The transcript has 20 exons. Lineage: Eukaryota; Metazoa; Placozoa; Uniplacotomia; Trichoplacea; Trichoplacidae. Gene Ontology annotation, molecular function: nucleic acid binding; aspartate-tRNA ligase activity; ATP binding. The record is from RefSeq and is a predicted model, not a curated record.